GUCAGUGGCGAAAUUGUAAUUUUUUGUCCAUUUCAUGGCCCUCUUUGAAACUGAAGCACUUCCUUCGCUUGAAUACAGUAUUUGAGAAUUGAGUUUUUUUUAACAUCAAAAUUACACAUGAUGGAACGCAAACAGAAUCAAACUCCACAAGGCCAAACAGCACGAGUUUUGGUUGAAUUUUUGGAGGUGGCUAUUACUUGUGUUGUUUUUCUCAAAGGGGUUUAUCCUUCAGGUGCCUUUGAGAGGAGAAGGUAUAUGAAUGUGGUGGUUCAAAGGGCUUUGCAUCCUCAGCUUAGAUAUUACAUACAUGCUACUGUUUCAGGGCUUCUUCCAUUUUUACAGAAGGUUCUCAGUGCCUUCAUCAUUGGGCUUCAAGUGCACAUUUGUGGCUAUAACAUAGCUCAGCCAUAUCCUGUACCUAACCCAUCGGAGCAAGGACACCCAUUGAUACCCACAUCUCCAAUUGGCCAACUCUCAGAGCCAUGCUAA
Molecule: messenger RNA, 489 nt
Organism: Gastrolobium bilobum
Lineage: Eukaryota; Viridiplantae; Streptophyta; Magnoliopsida; Fabales; Fabaceae
Product: DNA polymerase zeta processivity subunit-like
Exons: 4
Coding region: 118-489 (123 amino acids)
Cellular component (GO): zeta DNA polymerase complex
Source: RefSeq, a predicted model, not a curated record